AGGGGCGCCUGCAUUGCUUCUGCUGUCUACCCACCCCAGGAAGGUGCCUCUCCGGUCUCGCUUGAUCUCCGGUUCAGAGAAGAUGUCCGAGGAGCCCUGAAGGGCAGGUGGCUCCCAGCUUCCUCGAGAAUCACCUGGAUCGAGUACUGUUCCGAGCCAGGUGGACUGGCAAACUCCAGAGACGUCUCCAGGCUGCAGACGCUGCCUCCACUUCUGAAAGGUUUUGGGAAUCCCUUGUCUCCAGGUUGCUGGGAUUGACUUCUCACUCAAUUGAAUCACUCACUCAGUGGAGACAAAGAAUUAAUGCUCUGUGCUGACUCAUAUUUGAAUCAAAGCGCUUGGGGAGUCUGUCUGCCUUGUUUGUGGAAAGAACCAGUGACAUAGGCUCUGUCACCGAGCUUCCUAAGACUUGUGAAAUUAAGAAGUUACAGGAAUAUAUACUUUGCUUUUGAACUUUUAUAACAAAUAUUUGUUCUCGUUUUAAGUCCACGGCUGCUGGGGGUGUGAGUGACAAACAAGUCUUACAAGUGGCCUUAUUCCAAUUCCAGAAACUCCUCCACUGGAUUCUUAUUUUGUAUACAGUCCUAAAGUGCCAGGAAACAUGCCGACCCAGUCCCUGCUAGUGUAUAUGGAUGGACCGGAAGUUAUUGGCAACUCGCUUGGUACCCAGAUGGAGAUGGACGAUGCUGUGUCCAUAAAAGGGACCACCACUGCUCCUUUCCGAGCGACGCAGGAGAAAAACAUAAUCCAAAUCGAAGGAUACAUGCCUUUGGACUGCAUGUUCUGCAAUCAGACCUUCACGCAUUCGGAAGACCUUAACAAACAUGUCCUGAUGCAGCAUCGGCCCACCCUCUGCGAGCCGGCCGUCUUGCGCGUGGAAGCAGAGUACCUGAGCCCUCUGGACAAGAGUCAGGUGAGAACGGAGCCUCCAAAGGACAAGAGUGGCAAAGACAAUGAAGAAUUUAGCUGUGAGGUGUGUGGGCAGACGUUCCGAGUGGCUUUCGAUGUCGAGACCCACAUGAAGAAGCAUAAGGACUCUUUCACGUACGGCUGCCACGUGUGCGGACGGAGGUUCAAGGAGCCCUGGUUCCUUAAAAACCACAUGCGGACACACACCGGCAAAGCGGGGGCCAAGGGCAAGCUGCAGCCUGGCUCCGAGAGCCCCGCCACCAUCAACGAGGUGGUGCAGGAACACGCGGCCGAGAGCAUCUCGUCUCCUUACAAAAUCUGCAUGGUUUGUGGCUUCCUCUUUCCAAAUAAGGAAAGUCUGAUCGAUCACAGGAAGAUGCACAGCAAAGACAGCGCUUCCGGUGGUGGAGGCGCACAGACAGCCUCUCCGCAGGGGGGGAUGCCCGCUCCGGGGGAAGAGUUCCUGCAGUUCUUGAACUUGAGGCCCACGUCGCACCCUGAAACCGGGAAGAAGCCCACCAAAUGGAUACCUCAGCUCGAUCCCUUCACCACCUACCAGGCCUGGCAGCUGGCCACCAAAGGCAAAGUCGCCGUCUGCCGCGAAGUGAAGGAGCAGCCCGGCCAGGAGGGCAGCACCGACAACGAUGACUCGUGUUCCGAAAAAGAGGAGCUUGGAGAGAUCUGGAGCGCCGGUAAAAGCCAUUCCGAAGGUUCUGGAAAGUCCAGGCCAAGCAAGAGCGGCUGUGCGGGCCUCUCGCAAGAGAAGGAGAAGCCCAGACCUUCCAGCGGCGGCGAAGUGCCCUCUGCGGACGCCGACCCGAAGCUGCCCGGGAGCAAAGAGAAGCCGACGCACUGCUCUGAGUGCGGCAAAGCCUUCCGGACCUACCACCAGCUGGUCUUGCACUCGAGGGUCCACAAGAAGGAUCGGAGGGCCGACGCCGAGUCGCCGACCAUGUCCGUGGACGGAAGGCAGCCUAGGACGUGUUCCCCGGACCUAGCCACCGCCCUGGAGGAGAACGGAGCCGUCGAUCGAGAAGGCGGUUCUGAGGACGGGUCUGAGGAUGGACUUCCGGAAGGGCUCCAUCUGGAUAAAAAUGAUGAUGGAGGAAAAAUCAAGCAUCUUACGUCCUCAAGAGAAUGUAGUUACUGUGGGAAGUUUUUCCGUUCAAAUUAUUACCUCAAUAUUCAUCUCAGAACGCACACAGGUGAGAAACCGUACAAAUGUGAAUUCUGUGACUAUGCUGCAGCCCAGAAGACCUCUCUGCGGUACCACCUGGAGAGGCAUCACAAGGACAAGCAGAUCGAUGUUGCCGCCGAGGUCAAGAACGACGGGAAAACCCAGGAGACCGAAGAUGCACUACUCACCGCCGACAGUGCGCAAACCAAAAAUUUGAAAAGAUUUUUUGAUGGUGCCAAAGAUGUUAAAGGCAGCCCGCCUGCAAAGCAACUGAAGGGGAUGGCCUCUGCCUUUCCGAAUGUUCUGGGCAGCACUGUCCUCUCACCAGUUCACAAAGAUACUCAGGAUUUCAACAGAAAUACAACCGGUGACAGUACCGAUAGAGUCUGCAAAACUCCUGCCCCCGCCUGUUCGGACGCCUUACCCAAGAGAGCGGCGGGUGACCCUCAGGGGCAGGACCCCGCGUGCAGAACGGAGGCGGGGGUCCCCGCCCGCGCGGCCGAGGUCGGCCCCCGGGAGAAGCGCGCGGGCGCCCCGACGGCGGCCGAGGGCAAGCACAGGGCGGGCGCCGACUGCCAGGAGAAGCCUCUGAACCUGUCCCUCGGGGCGCUGCACGGCUGCCCGGCCAUUUCUCUGAGCAAAAGUUUAAUCCCAGGGAGCACCUGCCCGUUUUGUACCUUCAAGACCUUCUAUCCCGAGGUUCUGAUGAUGCACCAGCGACUGGAGCACAAGUACAACCCCGACAUCCACAAGAACUGCAGGAACAAGUCCCUUCUGCGAAGCCGGCGCACCGGCUGCCCGCCCGCGCUGCUGGGCAAGGACGUGGCCCCGCUGGCGCACUUCCCCAAGCCCAAGGCCAGGCCCGCGCCCGCGCCGCCCGCCAAGGCCGCGCCGGCCGACCGCGACCGCGGGAAGCCGGGCCCCGCCGCGCCCGCCAGGCCCCCGCCGCCCGCGGGGCUCGACCCCAGCACUUUAGCGCCCAGCAACCUGAAGGCGCCGCGGCCGCCGCACCAGCAGCACCAGCCGCAGCCGCAGCCGCAGCCCGGCGGGGCGCAGGGGGCCGCCCGGCCACCGCUCGCCGAGCCCGCCCACCACCCGGAGAGGGCCCGGAGGCCCGAGGCCAAGCCCAGGGCGCCCGCCGGCCCCGCCGCGCCCGGCCCCGCCGCCGCCAAUGGCUGCGCCGAGCGGCCCUGGGCGCCGCGGGGCCGCGACCCCCCGGGCGGCCGCCCCGCCGAGCCCGGGGAGCCGCUGCCCAAGCGGCCGCGGCCCGACGCCGAGCCGCCCGCGCCCGCCUUCCGCCGGGCCUUCGAGCUGCCCAAGUACCACGUGGUGCGCGGCCUGCAGUCGCUGCUGCCCGCCGAGUGCGCGUGCCCGCCGCCCGCCGCGCUGCCGCCCAAGCCCCGCGCCGCGCCCGCGCUCUUCGCCUGCGGGCCCGCCGCCGAAGGAAAAAGGCCUGUGUCUUAUCAACACUUACCUAGCAGCAUGCUACAAAAGAGAAACUAUGAGAAUUUUAUUGGGAAUGCACAUUAUCGACCAAAUGAUAAAAAAACUUGAUUUCCUGUUUUGGGUAAGAAAGGUCCUGACGGAUGUGUGUGCCGUCCAUGGAACUGAGUUAGUCCAGCCUUUGAGAAAGCAGGUGGCGGAAGCUCGUGGAAUAAGCUGUGACCGCACCAUGCAUGCGACGCACCAGGAACACUACGGUUUUGUAACGUUGUUCUGUUGACUUUUGUACCAAAUAGCAAUAAAAACUAUUAGAUGGAACAGUUGGGUUGUACACAAAUGGAGACCGGAAAUCUCUAUUUUGUCCCUGAAUAUUUUUUUUAGGAUUGACCAAAUAGGAAGAGGAGUCUUUUGCCUACGUGAGCGCUGCUGAAUGGAAGCCGCCCGGGUGGGGGGCGGGGGGGAGAGUCUAUAACGCUUGCACCUCAGGUAACUCUGUACAUAUGUAAGUUCGAAACCUGCUUGUUCACAUACUGUGCUCCCUCUUGCCCUCAUGGAGCCCGUCCCCUUGCCCAGUUCCUGCUAUUUGUGCUCUUUCAUUGAAAAUGUAUGUUUAAAAAAAAAAAAAAUU
Messenger RNA from Hyaena hyaena (striped hyena), 4157 nucleotides. It is a transcript of the gene ZNF217, whose product is annotated as zinc finger protein 217. Gene Ontology annotation, molecular function: RNA polymerase II cis-regulatory region sequence-specific DNA binding; DNA-binding transcription factor activity, RNA polymerase II-specific. Bases 602 to 3640 code for a protein of 1012 amino acids. The transcript has 8 exons. Gene Ontology annotation, biological process: regulation of DNA-templated transcription. The record is from RefSeq and is a predicted model, not a curated record. NCBI's taxonomy places the organism in Eukaryota, Metazoa, Chordata, Mammalia, Carnivora, Hyaenidae. Gene Ontology annotation, cellular component: nucleus.